AAAAGGAUAAUGCAAGCCGAGGUUUUGUCUGUUGUUGUGAAAAGAGUGAACAUAACAAAAACAAUUAAUUAUGGACAGAAGUAUAUAACUGAUCUCAAAUAUGUAAAUAAAGGAAGGAUUAUUGUUUCUGUGGAAAACACAAACGGCAUCGAUCCUUCUUGCAUAUUAAGAGAUGAUUCCAUUCCUUUUCUCUCUACCCAUUGAUCCUGUUUGUGUUAUACAAAUGACGAGUUUGGUGAAGGAUUCAUUUUUUGGAAUAUAAUUGAGAGAUCAUUGAUUGAAUGUAGAAUAGAAAAUCGUAGCUAUAUAAGAUAUCCUUUGCCAGGUGAAACAUAUGCCUUUGAUAAAUUCCACAGUUUUUGGUUAUUGCCAGAUGACCUAACUGGUGGAUACACACCAAAUGGAUUAGCAAUGUGCAAAUUGGGAGCCAUUUUGGUUUGUCUGUGGAACAAUCAGGUACAUGACCGUUCUAUAGGUAAAGUACUAAAGUUAUCUCAUACUGGAAUAAGAGUGUUUGAAAUAAAAACCGACAAAAAUCGUCCACUUUUUAUCUGCCCAACUUACUUAACAGAAAACGGCAAUGAAGACAUAUACGUUUCUGAUGUGAAUGCUGUCGUCGUUACGGACACCAGGGGUUUUCUCAGAUUCCGGUACACAGGAGCACAAAGCGAUCCCCAGUUUGAUCCCUACGGCAUCUGUUGUGAUUCCAAGAACAACAUCAUUGUAGCGGACAUGGUGAAAAAUAGAAUUCAUAUGAUUGACCAGAACGGCGAGCUGCUUCACUACAUUCAGUAUAAAGACAUGCACAUGCCACGUGCUCUCUGUAUAAAUAAGCAUGAUAUCCUGUAUGUUGGAGAAUGGAUGUCUGAAGAAAUUAAAGUACUUUCACUUCUGAGCCAAUGACUGAAGGUUUUUCAACCCUCGAAAUUAUUAUGGUUCAAAGUACAAAAACUGCAUUAAUUUUCAUGUAUCAUAGUUUUAAUUUACUAAUUAUCGCAAAAAGUUAUAGGUCGCCGUAAAAUUCAAGAUAUUAAAAAUAAAUAAACAGAAGUGUAUGUCUAAAUGAAAAAAAAAGUUAUUUUUGUUUUUAAAGUAUUGUAAAUAUUAUGAAAAAAACUGGUUCAAUUGCAUAAUUCGGAUACUAAGAGUUCCAAAACUUUUGCUAAUCAGAAGAUAAU
Saccostrea cuccullata (small rock oyster) is the source of this 1178-nucleotide messenger RNA. RefSeq lists its product as uncharacterized. Bases 412 to 903 code for a protein of 163 amino acids. The transcript has a single exon. Lineage: Eukaryota; Metazoa; Mollusca; Bivalvia; Ostreida; Ostreidae. Gene Ontology annotation, cellular component: extracellular region. The record is from RefSeq and is a predicted model, not a curated record.